This is a messenger RNA of Uranotaenia lowii, 1421 nucleotides long. Its product is annotated as phenoloxidase-activating factor 2-like. NCBI's taxonomy places the organism in Eukaryota, Metazoa, Arthropoda, Insecta, Diptera, Culicidae. The coding region runs from base 1 to 1029 and encodes 342 amino acids. Gene Ontology annotation, molecular function: serine-type endopeptidase activity. The record is from RefSeq and is a predicted model, not a curated record. The transcript is spliced from 3 exons. Gene Ontology annotation, biological process: proteolysis.
AUGAAGGGAAAAGAUCCCUUCCGUCUGUGUAUCAUCAUUCUACAGCAGGAUAGGAUAGAAGAAAUAUAUAAGUUUAAACUAAGUAAUGUAAGCAAUGUAAGAGCAACCAGCAAACUUGAAGGCGCAUCCCACACGAAGCAACAGCAACAGCAACAACAGUGCCAGGGCAGACAGGUCUGCUGCCGUCGACCAAACUACCGGCCACCACAACCAACCCACGCCAAUCUGGGAAAGUGUGGAAUCCGUAACGCCCAAGGCAUCAACGGUCGCAUCAAGAACCCGGUCUACGUCGAUGGAGACAGUGAGUUCGGCGAGUACCCCUGGCAGGUCGCCAUCCUCAAGAAGGACCCGAAGGAAUCGGUUUACGUUUGCGGUGGUACCUUGAUCGAUAACCAGCACAUCGUGACCGCUGCCCAUUGCGUCAAAACCUACAACGGUUUCGACCUUAGAGCUCGACUCGGCGAAUGGGACGUCAAUCACGAUGUCGAAUUCUACCCGUACAUCGAACGGGACAUCAUUUCGGUCCAAGUUCACCCGGAAUACUACGCCGGUACCUUGGACAAUGAUCUGGCCAUCAUGAAGAUGGAUCGCCCGGUCGAUUUCACCACUACACCUCACAUUUCGCCGGCCUGUCUCCCGGACAAAUUCACAGACUUCUCCGGUCAGCGCUGCUGGACCACCGGAUGGGGCAAAGACGCCUUCGGAGACUACGGAAAGUACCAGAACAUCCUCAAAGAAGUUGAUGUGCCAAUCGUCAACCACUACCAGUGCCAAAAUCAGCUUCGACAGACACGUCUCGGAUACAGCUACACCCUUCAUCCGGGCUUCAUCUGUGCCGGCGGAGAAGAGGGCAAGGACGCCUGCAAGGGAGAUGGUGGUGGUCCAUUGGUAUGCGAACGCAACGGUAGCUGGCAGGUUGUCGGUAUUGUGUCCUGGGGAAUCGGUUGCGGUAAGGCCAACGUACCCGGAGUGUACGUCAAGGUGGCCCACUACCUAGACUGGAUCAACCAGGUUCGCGGAAGAUACUAAGCGCCGAAAAGCAAAGUCAUACUCGCAACUGUAGCAAUUAAACAAGACAUCAACUCAUAUUUAUUAUUUCUGUAAAAAACAAAACAAAGUGAAAUCGAACCGGAAGCAAAACGAGAACAACGAAACCAGUGAUAUACUUUGAGACAUUACCCCGAUUACGAUUAAGGAAUAAACAUCGACCCAUUUAAGUAAACACUUCGGUGGCCCUGAUACCGAAAUCCGGAAACGAGUAUCAGAACGGAAUACAGCCGCCGGAGUCCAAGUGUAUAAUGCUAUGUUGCAGCAUUUCGUUUGUUAAACGUGAAUCAUUCAAAAUAAUUGUAGCUUCACUCGAUAGAAUUAAGGUGUACCGUUAAGCUACGAAUAAAUUAUUUUAUUUAUUCUUCAGUCUA